Molecule: messenger RNA, 4476 nt
Organism: Labrus bergylta (ballan wrasse)
Lineage: Eukaryota; Metazoa; Chordata; Actinopteri; Labriformes; Labridae
Gene: pip5kl1
Product: phosphatidylinositol-4-phosphate 5-kinase-like 1
Biological process (GO): phosphatidylinositol phosphate biosynthetic process
Cellular component (GO): plasma membrane
Molecular function (GO): 1-phosphatidylinositol-4-phosphate 5-kinase activity
Source: RefSeq, a predicted model, not a curated record
CACGGUCACGCACAGUCACCCCCCGGCAGCAACGGAGAUACCGAGCCAGGAGACUGCGUCCACGAGCCACGCGAGGCAAAUGGAGAUGUCAGCGCACCAUCAGCCCACGGGCACGGUGAAGAGGAAGAGAUGGGGUGGUCUGAGGCAGCAGUGGAAGCUUCUGGGAUUAUUUGAGAUCGAUCCGCAGCACGAGUUUUACAGCCUGACCUGCAUGAUGAAGGAUGGGCUGGCUGCAGCCACGCAGAGCAGCGUCGACAGCGCACCCACAGCUGAACUGACAGACGAUGAUUUCACUCUGCAGGCCACUCAGAUUCACAAGGACUUUACGAUGGAGACGUUUGCGGGACCCGUGUUCGCCAGCCUUCGUGGCUCUCUGGGAAUGUCGGAGCAGGAGUACCAGCAGUCGCUCUGCUCGGAAAACUGUUACCUCCAGUUCAUCAGCAACUCCAAGAGCAAGGCCGACUUCUUCUUGACAAAUGAUAAACGCUUCUUUUUGAAGACCCAGAACAAAAGGGAAAUCAAAUUCCUUUUGGCCAACCUGAAGAUCUACAUGGAACACCUGAGGAAGUACCCGCAUUCACUGCUGGUCAAGUUCCUGGGUGUGCACAGGAUCAAAAUCCCUCACAAACGGAAGAAAUACUUCAUCGUCAUGCAGAGUGUGUUUUAUCCAGACGAUAGAAUCAACGCCAGGUACGACAUCAAGGGCUGUGAGGUGAGCCGUUGGACCGAGCCGGCGCCAGAGGGAAGCCAGAUUAUCGUUGUCCUCAAGGACCUCAACUUUGAAGGCCAGUUCGUCACUCUGGACCGGCAGCGUCCCUGGCUGCUGCGGCAGGUGGAGAUUGACACACACUUCCUGCGGAGGCUCCAUGUGUUGGACUACAGUCUCCUACUGGCCCAUCAGCCUCUCCACCAAGACGAACGCCAUCAGAGCCUCUCCUUCGCUACGCUCAUCAUGAGAACCAAAAAGUCUGUGAAUCCAGGCUCCAGCCCGGUCCACUCGGGCACUGCAGCUGUCCCUGGUGCAGUCCCAGAAGAGGACUCGGUCUUACUUUUGUCUGAAGUAGAGGGUGGCCGUUUGAAGCCAGAAGAUGCUUCAGGCGGAGGAACUCUUCAAACAUGCCCUGAGCAUUCAGGGCUGGACGGGGACGCAUCUGAGCUUCCAGACUUCAGGGCCCAAAACCGCCGUUUAUUGCCCAACUUAAAGAAUCCUCUGCAUGUCAUCGAUGGGCCGGAGCAGCGCUACUUCAUUGGAAUCAUUGACAUUUUCACAGUUUACAGUUUUAAGAAGAGGCUGGAGCAUUUUUGGAAGAGGCUGAGGCAUCCAGGCCGAUCCUUCUCCACCGUAAGUCCACAGACUUACUCCGUCAGGCUUUGUCACUGGGUACAGGACCACACCAAGUAGAGCAGGGAGGCCGAUUUCCAAACAGCUGCUUGAUAAACCAAAGCUCCCACUCCUGAGUACACAGACUGUUGGGUUUCAGGCUUCUUGAAGCCACGCAAAGUUGCUUAAGUGUAACCAUUAGGUCAGUUCAGUCUUUUCCCAAACUUGUACUUUCUACCAAUAUUCACGAUGAGCCGCCAAACUGUCAAUGAGUUACGGCUAAUUUUCUGCUAAGCCCCGCCUGCUGAGAUUGAAAAGAUGGCAGAGUGUAUGUCAACCAGUCAUUGCUCAUGUAUAAACUAGCAUCAUACCUUAAUGGUUUAGACCCUUAACUAUCAUAGAGGCUGCCAAUCUCAAAUGAAGGCCCAGAUUAAAAAUGAAAGCAAAAGAAACAAAUGUACACAGUCUGCCGGUGGGUUAGGGUAAAGGAACACUUCUGCUUUUUGCCAGAAUAUAACAGAAACCAACAUUUGGUGGGUUUGUCACGAGACAGGAUUUAGUAUUUUGGUAGACUUAAACCGCAGACAUUAUCCACUGUGGUUGCCUAAACUUAUUUUUGGUAAAAUAUUCCAAUACUCAGCAUCCCAGUGUGUUGUCACUCGGGACCAGUUUGAGAAUGAUCUCAUCAACUUUGUUGAAAGUAACAUUAACCAAGUUUUGUAAUAUUUGAACAAAGACAUUGAUUUAUUCCACGACCUGUGCCAACCCCACACUCUUGAUCAGCACCCUUUUACUGCCGUGAUUCCAGGACCAGUGUUGCCAGAUGGAAAAUACAGCAAUAUCGUACUGCGACUUUAAAAUGAUCGUAAUCAUUUAAAGUAUCGAACAUAUUUAAAAAAAGAAACAUGCCCUCAAUACCACACUGAAUGGCAAAACUAUGCCCUGCACACCAUAAGAAUGUAAGUAACAAAUGAACACAUUAUUCAAGUGUUGAUUUUUGGCUCCGCCUCCAGCCGCUGUGAAGCUAAGCUAGUAGCAUCUUAAAUUGUUGUGACAUGCAUUUUCCUACAGUCUGUCUGGCAUAAGGAACCACAAACGAGUCAGGGCAUCAGGUGAUGACUCAUCUGGCAGCAGAGUGGCGGGUCAGGUGUGGAUGUGAAUCAACACUAGAUGUCACAUAUUUGGAAAAAGUGGCAUGUUAGUUUUUUCAGUUUCUUGUCACACACUUGUUAUUCGGAAUCUCUUGUAGCCUUUAUUUGAGAGAACUUCUUUAAAAAUAUUGAAAUCUGUGUGACUGACAGUCUGCUUGUAACGUUAUCCUGAGUCAUAAAACAAAGGGGAGGACCCACGUGCAGAAAAGAAAACUAAUGUAUUUAUAAAAAAAGUCAAAAAGAAAAGCUUAUUGUAACCCCCAAUCCCCACAUACUCUGUGCAUGCCACGGUCUGUCAGCGCUGUAGUUCGCUGCCACUCUAGUCCGGGGCGCUACUUGUCAACAGGCAAGGCAGGCAGCUGCUUGGGGCCCCAGACCAGCAGGGGGCCACUGAUGGCAGACAAACUUUGAACCAAAAAACCCAAAAUGUGCAAAUUUUGCCAAUGACAGUAGGAAACCUCCCUGAGGGGGGCCCAUCUGCCAGCAUUCACUCUCAUUGCCCUGCUGAACGCUGAACACCGAAUUAACAUUUGCCUAGGGCCCCAACAGAUUCUAGAAUCACCACUGACUCUGGUCAUUGAUUGUGUUUUCAACGCGCACGGACAUUGGUGCUGCUUGUCAACAGGCAAGGCAAAAAUUUGCAAAUCUUGCAAUGACAGUCGGAAACCUCCCUAGGGAGGCCCCAUCUGACCGCACUUACUCUCAUUGCCCUGCUGUACACUGGUUGAAGGGCCACCCAAUUGAUUUUUGCCUAGGGCCCCAAAAGACUCUAGAAUCGUCACCUCGAUGGAGUUUGUGGGUAUUGGGGUUAAGGCGCAUUCACACUAGGCAACGAAAGGGCUCAAUAGAAAAAAUAAUAAUAAUUCUUUAAAAACAUUAAACAGUUUUAUAUAUAUAUAUAUAUAUAUAUAUAUAUAAAUGUAUGUAGCAGUGAGUGUAAUGUGUACGUAUGUACGAGAAGGGAAAAACUUGAAGGUGCAGUGAAAUGCAACGAGGUAUGAACCAGCUACUUUUACUUUAAGAUUUCCAUCCGCUAACAUUUCUCUUGGUGCUUUUGGUGCAUUCAUGUGGUGUCGGACACAUAUUCAAGUUGUAAAAUGCACAUGAACGCCUGCCCAAGUCGGAACAACAACUCGAAAUCUUGGGUAAGAAUUAGCUACCUGACUGGACGUUUUGAUCGUCAUCUAAAAAUGUUUUGUUAAUGUUACGGUAUUUUUGAUGAGUUCAUGUAGUGCACAUCAACUUUUUGCUCAAAAGAACGACGGUUCUUGCUUUAAAGGAGUCCUUCUUAUUGGUCUGCCUCUUGCCCUUAAACAAGUGGAUCUUUCUGUAAUGAUGUACAGUAACUAACCACUUACUGGAGGUACCAUGUUUGUGUGUGUUGGUGUGCGAGUGCGUGCACGAUGCUCUGUACAAAAGUACAUGGGGCCAAAAUGGACGCGAAAUGACGCAUGGGGUGAUGAUUAAUCAUUCAAUUUCACAAAUUGCAUGCCUCAUCAUGUCUGCACAUAUUGUGAAAUAUAUGCAAUUAAAACAUUUUCUCCCUGCACUGGUUGGAUGUAUAAACCUUCUGUACCCUUUUUUGACUUACUCACUGUGGAAAACAAUUCCAAAUAAGAGAGGUGCCUUUUGAUCUACCUGGUUUCUCAGAAAAGUGCCAGUAAUUGUGCAGCUGCAUGGCCACAUUUACAUAAUAGUUUAUUUCUGUUUAUCUAUUUAUUUCUGUCUCCUCAAUGAUCAGCUCGGAAUAUCGAGAGACAUUAAAUGACUACAAUAUGUUUGGUAUUCAUGUUGUGUAAACACAUUUUGAAAUCCUAUCUACGUCAUGGCUGUUGUUAUCUGAUGCAAUGUGAAGCUGGGAUGCUGUUGCAGUUUCACAAUGUUCUGUUCCAGGUGUCAAGUUGUAAAACUGUUAUAACAGAAAUGAACGAUCAGACCUCCAUACAACAAACAAACAUUUUAAGAUUUAUUUUUGGGCUUUUUGUGCCUUUAAUGGAGAGAGAU